AUGGACGCGGAGGAGAACGAGCGAUUCUCGUCGCUCGCGCUCUUCCUAGUGCUCUUCCUACUGAUUGGUAGUUUUCUAACGAGCUACUACUUGAAAGUGAAGCGCAUCACGGCGGUGCACGAGACGAUUGUCGGGCUGUUUGCCGGCAUGUUUGUCGGCAUAGUGCUGCGUCUGAAUGUGCUGCAGCCUGUGCGUGCGAUGCUGGGCUUUAGCAAUACCAUCAUGAUGAAUGUGCUGCUUCCGCCCAUCAUCCUCGCGAGUGGCUACGACUUGCGGCAGGCCAAGUUCUUCCGCAACUUUGGCACGAUUCUGACGUUUGCCUUCUUUGGCACGUUUAUCAGUGCGAUCGUGAUUGGUGUUAUCGUAUGGGUCGCCUCCCUCCUGCACCUCGAGUCGCCACGCCUCACGCUGCUCGAGUGCCUCAUUUUUGGCAGCACGCUCAGUGCGACGGACCCCGUGACGAUUCUUGCGAUCUUUAACACGUACCGUGUGGACCCCCAGCUGUACAGCAUCAUCUUUGGCGAGAGUAUCCUGAACGAUGCCGUGUCGAUCGUCAUGUUCGAGACCUUGUCCAAGUUCCGCAACACGACCAUCACACUCUUCUCGCUAUUUCACGGUGUGGGCCUGUUCUGGGUCGUCUUUUCGCUGAGUAUGAUCCUCGGCGUGGCAUUCGGCCUGUCGUGCUCGCUCCUGCUCAAGCACUCGCGCCUCGGACUGUACCCCGAGCUGGAGAGCUGUAUCGUGAUGCUGCUGGCGUACACGAGCUACUUCUUCAGCAAUGCGGUGCAGAUGAGCGGGAUCGUGUCGCUGCUUUUCUGUGGUAUCACGCUCAAACACUAUGCGUACCACAACAUGUCGCUGCGCACGCAGCGGACGACCAAGUACAUCUUCCAGACGCUCGCGAGCCUCUCGGAGAACUUUAUCUUUAUCUACCUUGGUCUGAGCCUCUUUACUGGAGAAGGGCUCGUGUACAAGCCCCUGCUCAUCAUCUUUACGCUCGCCGCAGUGGUCGUGUCGCGCUACUGCGCCGUGUUCCCGAUCGCUUACGCGCUGAACCGCCUCGCCGACCUCCGGGCCAAGCACCGCCAGCGCACGAGCGGCGCGGGCCUGCCAGAGGCCACGUUCGAGCUCCCCCGCGAGUACCAGCUUAUGCUCUUUUGGGCGGGCCUGCGUGGCGCGGUCGGCUUUGCGCUGAGUGCAGGCAUCGAAGGGACCAAUGCGAGUGCGCUGCAGACAACCGUCCUCGUCGCCGUGGUCCUGACCGUGAUUGUCUUUGGCGGGACGACCGCGCAGAUGCUCGAGGUCCUCCAGAUCCAGACCGGCGUCGAGGACGACGAGGACGAAGGGUCGGUCGCCGACCCCGACGAGGACCCCGACACGCAGCCGUGGAUCGCUGCGCCCCGCUUUCCCUCGCAGCUGCGCACGCGUGCGACGCCCGCCGGGCGCUACCGCGAUGCGAGCCUCGGCGAGGUCCGGUCGCCGAUCGACCUGAACGAGGUGCUGCCCGACUCUGCGCAGGACGGGCCCCAAGCGAUGGUCGCCGGCCCCGGCGGACUGCGCAGCCUAACCCGCGACGAGGUCGAGGACACGGACGAGACAGGCGAAGUGCCGACGCGCACCCGCCACGUGCUCGACCGCGCGAACCUCAUCUUCCAGGAUGGGCAGUGGUUCCAGCGGAUCGACGAGCGCUACCUGCUGCCCAUGUUUAGCAACUCUGUGGCCAACCGCAAGCAUGAGCAGCGCAAGGAGCAGCUGCAGGCACGCCGCGCAGCGACUCGCGACUUUGUCGAGGAGUCGAGCGCCGCAUGGGCGAACGUCAGCGUGCCGUACGAGCGCGAGGCGGAGCUCGACGGAGACGGGCGCGACUCGCCCAAGGACAAGACGCAUUAG
Molecule: messenger RNA, 1890 nt
Organism: Malassezia japonica
Lineage: Eukaryota; Fungi; Basidiomycota; Malasseziomycetes; Malasseziales; Malasseziaceae
Gene: NHX1
Product: monovalent cation:H+ antiporter, CPA1 (nhx1)
Exons: 3
Coding region: 1-1890 (629 amino acids)
Biological process (GO): sodium ion transport; proton transmembrane transport; potassium ion transmembrane transport
Cellular component (GO): early endosome; late endosome; fungal-type vacuole membrane
Molecular function (GO): sodium:proton antiporter activity; potassium:proton antiporter activity
Source: RefSeq, a predicted model, not a curated record